UUAUUAAUAUGGCCCCAAUAUAUUAGUGCUUCACCUAUUGCUGAGGACUGGACCACAAGAUUAAUCUGCAGAAAUGGAGAAUUCCAGUGUAAGAAUGGCGCAUGCGUAGAAGAUGUGAGUCGGUGCAACGGUACUACCGAGUGCAGUGAUGGAAGUCACGAGAAGUUACGCAGAAAUCGCAAACCUCGUUCUACUACCUGUGAGCUUCCACCGCAACCAGAACACGGGUCUUACACGAAAUUAGAAGUUGCUAACGUACCAUCUUAUGUAGACGACUAUGUAGUACUGAAUUAUACUUGUAAUCAACCGUUUAGAUUAAUUGGGAAGCCAUUUGUUAUUUGUUAUAAUGGAAAUUGGAAUCAUGAGUUGCCAACUUGUCAAGCUUUAUGCAAACUUGCAAAGAACCUUCGAACAGAGUACAGAUGCCUGCUUUCUGGCAAGCAAACAGGCUACAAGAUAUGUGACUUCAUGGUCCCUGAAGGUACCAGAGUGCAACCAGUUUGCAAGAAUUACCAUUACAAUCCUGAUGGGGACCUGCCUAUUAUGAUGUGUAAAGAUGGCAAGUGGAAUUAUACAGCUACGUGUAUUAUUGAUUGUGGAAAACCAGUAUCAAAAGGCAUACCAUUAAUGGCUGGAGGUGACCCCGCCAAGAGAGGGGAGCUGCCCUGGCAUGCAGGAAUAUACUCCAAGAAGGUCACACCUUACGAACAGAUCUGUGGAGGUUCCAUCAUCAGCUCCAAGGUUGUUGUCUCUGCUGCCCACUGUUUCUGGGAAUCUGGGCAUCGUAUGCUGCCGUGCAAGUAUGCUGUAGCUGCUGGCAAGGUAUACCGUGACUGGGAUGACCCUCAAGAUGAUUAUGUACAACGACAAGAUGUUAUAGACAUAAAGAUCCCCCCUCGUUUCCGAGGAGUUGAGACUAACUUCCAGGACGAUCUGGCUCUGGUGAUCUUGGACAAAGGACUGCAAUUCGUCAUGUACAUCAGACCAGUGUGUCUGGACUUUGAUUAUAAGUUUGAUGAAGAACAAUUGAAGGCCGGGAGUUUGGGAAAGGUGGCUGGUUGGGGCUACACGUCAGCAGCUGGUCAGCCGUCUCCGUUCUUGAAAGUGGCUGAGCUGCCGAUUGUCAGCUUAAACAGGUGCUUCAACGAGACUCCUCAUGACUUCACCUCUUUCAUCACCACAGAUAAGAUCUGUGCUGGUUAUACUAAUGGAACAGCGGUAUGCAAAGGCGACAGCGGCGGCGGCCUGGCAUUCCCAGAAAUGACAGGUCACGUCACUCGAUACUACCUCCGUGGUCUCGUAUCUACGGCACCUUCAGACGAUCUAAAUUGUAACACGCAGACUAUAACAGCAUUUACACAUCUGUUGAGGCACCAGAGUUUCAUACAGAGCCAUUUUAUUGAAUAUCAAAAGUUGAAGUUUCUGCAUUUCGAUUCUAGGAUGGUGACACAGUAUAAUUAUACUGCUACUGAAUGCCCGAAUUAAAAGGCAGAGAUAAAUAA
Helicoverpa zea (corn earworm) is the source of this 1502-nucleotide messenger RNA. Its product is annotated as clotting factor C-like. The coding region runs from base 469 to 1485 and encodes 338 amino acids. The record is from RefSeq and is a predicted model, not a curated record. The transcript is spliced from 9 exons. Lineage: Eukaryota; Metazoa; Arthropoda; Insecta; Lepidoptera; Noctuidae. Gene Ontology annotation, biological process: proteolysis. Gene Ontology annotation, molecular function: serine-type endopeptidase activity.